AUGCGUUUGCCUGCAAAUCUUCAGUAUCUUUACAAAUCGAUGACACCUCGAUAUCCUAAAUGGCAACCAGGUGAUCCUACACAUCGAAUAUUUUUUCCGCAAUUUUGGAUGCGAAUCGUAAGACCAGAAGAAAACCGUCCAUUGAGACACAACGUCGUUCGAUUUGAAUGUCAUAUUGAAAUGACGAAAAAUGACAUCAAACAAUAUUUAGAAAAGCUUUAUAAGAUUGAAACAUUGGAUAUAACAACAAUUAUCAAGCAAGGCAAAGAAAAUCGUCAUCCAGUCUCAUCAGAAAUCAUCGAUCCCGAUCCAGAUCGAAAGUUCGCUUAUGUAUUCUUGAAAAACGAAACAUUCACCUAUCCGGACAUAUGGCGUGGUCAAAAGCCAUCGGAUGAGUUCGUCAAAGAUGAACGACGCAUGCAAACUGCUAACGAGAAACAAAAAGCAACGAAUCUUUAUCGACCUGGUCUAUCAACAUGGUUUCGUUAA
This is a messenger RNA of Adineta ricciae, 489 nucleotides long. NCBI's taxonomy places the organism in Eukaryota, Metazoa, Rotifera, Eurotatoria, Adinetida, Adinetidae. The record is from the annotation of a GenBank genome assembly.